Molecule: messenger RNA, 2667 nt
Organism: Theobroma umbraticum
Lineage: Eukaryota; Viridiplantae; Streptophyta; Magnoliopsida; Malvales; Malvaceae
Product: Raffinose synthase family protein
Molecular function (GO): galactinol-sucrose galactosyltransferase activity
Source: RefSeq, a predicted model, not a curated record
CAUCUUCUUUGAGCAACAAAUUAGCAAGCAAAGUUAAAGCUCUCAUUAAAGCACAGAAUCAAAGCAAACUGAUUUACUGAUUCUAUCUCAAUUCUUUCCUCUAUAAAAACAACCCUUCAUUCUUCUCUUUCUGUACUCUUCUUUUCUCUUAGCAAAGCAGGAACCUGUUGUUUUUGAUUUUUUAUUAUUAUGGCUCCAAGCUUGGGCAAGGCUAGCUCUGGUGUUUCAGGCCUUGUUGAUAGCCAUCACCAGUGUCCAUUCGGCCUGGAAGGCUCAAACUUCAUUGCCAAUGGCCAUGUUUUUCUCUCUGAUGUCCCUGAUAACAUCACUGUAACUCCUUCCCACUAUGGAUCCUUCUCCACCGACAAAUCAAUAUCCACCGUGGGAUCCUUUGUAGGAUUUGACGCCGUUGAAUCCGCCAGCCGCCAUGUUCUUCCCAUCGGCAAGCUCAAGAACAUCAAGUUCAUGAGCAUUUUCAGGUUCAAGGUCUGGUGGACUACUCAUUGGGUCGGUUCCAAUGGGGGAGACCUUGAAAACGAAACUCAGAUGGUUAUUCUUGAUAAAUCAGACUCUGGCAGGCCCUACGUUCUCCUCCUUCCUCUCCUCGAAGGUCCUUUCAGGGCCUCCCUUCAGCCUGGAACCGACGACAACGUUGACAUCUGCGUCGAAAGUGGGUCCACCAAGGUCACAUCCGCCGGAUUCCGGAGUGUUCUUUACGUGCAUGCCGGUGAAGAUCCCUUCAACUUGGUCAAAGAAGCCAUGAAAGUGAUCAGGGUUCAUCUGGGAACCUUCAAGCUUUUAGAAGAAAAAACCCCACCAGGCAUCGUGGACAAAUUUGGGUGGUGCACGUGGGAUGCAUUUUAUCUUACCGUGCACCCUCAAGGCGUUUGGGAAGGCGUCAAGGGUCUCGUUGAUGGUGGGUGCCCACCUGGGCUCGUGUUGAUCGACGAUGGGUGGCAAUCCAUCAGUCAUGAUGAGGACCCAAUCACCAAAGAAGGCAUGAAUUGCGCUGUGGCUGGUGAGCAAAUGCCGUGCAGGUUACUGAAGUUCCAAGAGAACUACAAGUUCAGGGACUACGUAAGUCCUAACACGUCGGGCACUGGUGCACCUAAUAAGGGCAUGGGUGCCUUUAUCAAGGACCUUAAGGAGGAAUUCAACACUGUAGACUUUGUUUACGUCUGGCAUGCCCUCUGCGGAUAUUGGGGUGGUUUAAGGCCUAACGUCCCCGGAUUACCGGAAACCAAGGUGAUACAACCGGAAUUGUCCCCUGGAUUGAAGAAAACAAUGGAGGAUCUCGCCGUUGAUAAGAUCGUCAGCACUGGUGUAGGGUUGGUGCCGCCGGAGAUCGCUGAUCAACUUUAUGAAGGAAUUCAUUCUCACCUUGAAAAGGUUGGAAUUGAUGGAGUCAAGGUGGACGUUAUCCACCUGCUGGAGAUGUUGUGUGAGAACUAUGGUGGAAGAGUCGAGCUUGCAAAGGCUUAUUACAGGGCCCUAACAGACUCUGUGAGGAAGCAUUUCAAAGGCAAUGGUGUUAUUGCUAGUAUGGAACACUGCAACGAUUUCAUGUUCCUAGGAACAGAAACCAUCUGCCUUGGUCGUGUCGGUGAUGAUUUUUGGUGCACUGAUCCAUCUGGUGACCCCAACGGCACAUUCUGGCUCCAAGGCUGUCACAUGGUGCACUGUGCCUACAACAGUUUAUGGAUGGGCAACUUUAUCCACCCUGAUUGGGACAUGUUCCAGUCUACUCACCCUUGUGCUGAGUUCCAUGCUGCCUCCAGGGCAAUUUCCGGUGGCCCAAUUUAUGUUAGUGACACUGUUGGGAAGCACAACUUCCCCUUGCUCAAGCGACUAGUGUUGCCAGACGGGUCCAUCCUCCGGUGCGAGUACUAUGCACUACCAACCAGGGAUUGCCUCUUUGAGGACCCUCUCCAUGAUGGCAAGACCAUGCUCAAAAUCUGGAACUUGAACAAGUACACCGGUGUGAUUGGGGCAUUCAACUGUCAAGGAGGUGGAUGGUGCCGUGAAACCAGACGCAACCAAUGUGCCUCUCAGUUUUCCAACACGGUCACUGCCAAGACCAAUCCCAAGGAUAUUGAGUGGAAGAGUGGCAAGAAUCCGAUUUCCAUUGCAGCUGUACAAGUUUUUGCUCUGUACUUGUCUCAGUCCAAGAAGCUGGUCCUCUCCAAACCAGCUGAAAGCAUUGAAAUUUCCCUGGAGCCAUUCAAUUUCGAGCUGAUAACUGUUUCUCCAGUUGCUGUCUUGGCUGGAAAAUCAGUCCACUUUGCUCCUAUUGGGCUCGUCAACAUGCUCAACGCUGGUGGUGCCAUCCAGUCAUUAGCCUACGAUGAAUUCGAGAGCUCAGUGGAAAUCGGAGUGAAGGGAGCUGGUGAAAUGAGAGUCUUUGCAUCAGACAAACCAAGAGCGUGCAAGAUUGAUGGAAAAGAUGUUGGUUUUGAGUAUGAAGGACACAUGGUCAUUGUUCAAGUUCCAUGGUCUAGUCCUUCAGGUUUAUCUACAAUAGAGUAUUUGUUCUAAUUUUUAAGCUAGGUCUAUCACAAGAAAGUCUCUGAGUUCUUGACAUUACAAGAAGCUUAAUGGCUUAUUUCCAACCAAAAUCACUGGAAACGUAACUAUGUGAAUUUAAGUUAAUGAAGUUAAUUACUAGUA